CACUUGCAUAAUCGAGUUUAAAGAGUAGCAUUUUUUUGUUUGUUUUUGAGUUAAUUUACUCAUGUACGGGGUACAUAGAGCAGUUCUUGCAUGUUCUACACCGCCUUUAAAAGCCGCAAAGUUGUCAUUUUUUUUUCAUUUGGAUUUGAGGACAGUUUUUCUUCAUUCGGAGAAUGUUCUUUGUUUUCUAGGGUUUUGAAAUUCGUAGACAUUUUCAGAAGAACAAAACCAAAUGGGUCCUCUUGUCGGAGCGAACGAGCUCUCGAAAGCACAAGCACUCAUCGACUCUGCAAAUAAUCUCCUUAAACCUCAAUCCUCUACUGAUGCGACUCUCACUCUUCUCGAGGAAGUCGAGUCUCUGCUCGCCACUGUCGAGCAAGAUCCUACUGCAUCAGUAAAAAGGGCCCUAUUUCCACCAAUGAAGGCUUUGGUAUCCGCUGAUUUUUUAAGAAACCCUGAUUCUGAUGUUAGGGUUUCUGUUGUCUCGUGCUUGACUGAAGUUAUGAGGAUUACUGCUCCUGAGGCCCCUUACAACGAUGACCAAAUGAAGGAGAUCUUCCAGGUGACAAUAGAAGCCUUUGAAAAACUAGCUGAUGCUUCCAGUCGCAGUUACAGGAAAGCCGAGGUUGUUCUUGAGACUGUUUCAAAGGUUAGAUCAUCCUUGGUUAUGUUGGACUUGGAAUGCGACGAUCUUGUCCUAGAAAUGUUUCAACGGUUCUUGAAAAUCAUAAGGCCGGAUCAUCCUCAACUGGUGCUUCUCUCAAUGGAAACGAUUAUGAUCACAGUUAUAGAUGAAAGUGAAGAAGUACCCAUGGAUUUGCUCGAGAUCCUCUUGACUACUGUCAGAAAAGAAAGUCAGGAUGUCUCACCAGCGGCUUUUACGCUUGUGGAGAAGGUUCUCAGUAGUUGCGCCUGUAAGCUUCAUCCGUGCAUCAUGGAAGCUUUGAAGUCCUCUGGGACCAGCUUGGACAUGUAUUCUCCUGUAGUUUCAUCAAUAUGCCAACGUGAAUUUGCCACUACUCAAGCACACAAUGAUGUUAAGCCCAAAGAAAAUGAGGCAGAUGAAAAGAUAUCAGAAGGACAAGUAUUUCCAAAUGAUUCAUUGGAGGACAAAUUGAAUUUGGGGCUUUCUCGCAAAGGAAAUAGAUCCAAGAGAACUGCUAGAGGUGGAACUCGUCGAGCCAAUGGAGAUGACAAAGUAAUAACCGCAAAUGAAGGGCUGUCUGAAAGUACAGAUGCAGAGACUGCAUCAGGGUCGACAAGGAAGAGAGGGUUGAAACCAAAUUCUCUGAUGAAUCCUGAGGAAGGCUAUUCAUUUAAGACGUCUUCAAGCAAGAAGGUGCAGGAAAAAGAACUUGGAGAUUCAUCACUUGGAAAGGUGGCUGCCAAGAAAGUGUCUUUGCCUACUAAAGUUGGUCAAACGAAUCAGUCUGUUGUUAUUUCUCUCUCAUCCUCUGGUAGGGCUAGGACAGGGGCACGUAAACGAAGCCGAACUAAGAUGGAAGAGACGGAUCAUGAUGUAGGUUCUGUUGCAACACAACCAUCAAAGAAACAGAUUGUGAAGAAAAAUAAUCCUGCAGAAGAAGAUUUGACGAAGUCUAAGGUUGAAAAACCUGAAGAUGGCAUUAAGACUGGCAAGUCAAGUAAAAAGGAGAAAGCACAUAAUGGUUUAGCAAAAACAUCUGCAAAGAAGCCACUUGCAGAAACUAAGAUGGUAAAGCCCAGAGGGAAAAAGUCAGCCCACUCAGAUGUUAAGAAAAAGAAUUCAGAAGGUGCAAGCAUGGAUACGCCUAUUCCCCGAUCAUCAAAGAGCAAGAAGGAUUCUCGUGCAACGACGCCUUCAACCAAAAAAUCUGAUCAAGCUCCUAAGAGCCAUCUCAAGAGGAAACGGACAGCAGGAGAGGAAGUGGAGUCCAAUACAAGUGAGCUUGGUAAGGAACUGGUUGGUAAGAGAGUUAAUGUCUGGUGGCCACUCGACAAGACGUUUUAUGAAGGUGUCGUAAAAUCAUAUUCUAGUCUUAAGAAGAUGCAUCAAGUAAAAUAUUCUGAUGGCGAUGUUGAAGAGCUUAAUCUGAAAGAAGAACGUUUUGAGAUAAUCGAGGAUAAUUCAGUCAGUGAGGAUAAGGAGAUUGAUCUUCCUGAGUCUACUCCUUUAUCUGCCUUUAUACAAAGGGAGAAAGCCAAGAAGAGGAAAACUGUGUCUAAGAAUGUGCAACCGAGUAGUUCUCCAGAAGUCAGAUCCUCUAUGCAAACAAUGAAGCAGAAAGGCCCUGUAACAGACUCCAUUAAGCAAGCAAAAAGAACCAAAGGUGCAUUGAAGGCUGUAAGCAAUGAACCAGAAAGCACUGCAGGGAAAAAUCUUAAAUCCUUGAAAAAGCUGAAUGGUGAACCUGAUAAAACAAAAGGCAGAACUGGCAAAACGCAGAAGGUGACUCGAGCUAUGCACCGGAAAAGUGAAAAAGAUUGUGAUGGGAAGGAAGACCCGGAAACCAAAGGUGAAGACAGUCUGAAAUUGGGGAAAGAAUCAGAUGCUGAGCCUGAUUGUACGGGAGAACACCAAGAAUUGCCUGAAAAUCAAAAUGCAGAAACCAAAACUGAUGGAGAUGAGCCAAAUGCAGAACCCGAAACUGAUGGAAAAGAGCGUAACUCAUUGAAGGAGCCAAAUGCGGAGCCCAAAUCUGAUGGAGAAGAGCAGGAGGCAGCGAAAGAGCCAAAUGCAGAGCCUAAAACUAAUGGAGAUGAGCCAAAUGCAGAACUCGUAGCUGAUGGAAAAGAGUGUAACUCAUUGAAGGAGCCAAAUGCAGAGCCCAAAGCUGAAGGAGAAGAGCAGGAGGCAGCAGAGGAGCCAAAUGCUGAGCCCAAAACUGAUGGAGAAGAGGAGGAGGCGGCGAAAGAGCCAACUGCAAAACGCAAAACUGAGGAGGAAGAGCACAAGGUAGCUGAUGAGCUAGAGCAAAAGUCACUGAAAGAGACAAAUGUAGAACCGGAAACUGAGGGAGAAGAGCAAAAGUCAGUGGAAGAGCCAAAUGCAGAAGAGAAAGAGUCAGCAAAAGAGCAAACUGCAGACACAAAAUUGAUUGGGAACGAGGACAUGUCUAAGACAAAGGGAGAAGAGAUUGAUAAAGAAACAUUGACAAGCAUCCCUGAGACUGGUAAAGUGGAAAAUGAAGCUGAAGAAGAUGAUCAGAGAGUGAUUAAGGAACUGAAAGAAGAGUCUGACAGGGCAGAAGUCAGUACUAGCGUGCUUGAGGUUGAUCCAUGAAUCAAGGAUUGUUAGGUAAAUGUUAAUCCAGGAAAAAAGAUUGGUUCUUGUGGUUUAGGUAACUUAUGUGUUAAGUGAAGCUGCUUGUUUAGAGACUAAUGGUGUUUUUUGUGAGUAGAUUCUUCUGACCUAUGUCUUGUUAUGGAACUAGUUUGAUCUUAAUGCCACCUUUCUAGCAGCAUAUAUUAAUAUUUUAUAUAUUUAGAGACA
Messenger RNA from Arabidopsis lyrata subsp. lyrata, 3472 nucleotides. RefSeq names its product neurofilament medium polypeptide. Bases 233 to 3262 code for a protein of 1009 amino acids. Lineage: Eukaryota; Viridiplantae; Streptophyta; Magnoliopsida; Brassicales; Brassicaceae. The transcript is spliced from 14 exons. Gene Ontology annotation, cellular component: nucleus; chromatin. The record is from RefSeq and is a predicted model, not a curated record. Gene Ontology annotation, biological process: mitotic sister chromatid cohesion; DNA repair.